This is a messenger RNA of Recurvomyces mirabilis, 1701 nucleotides long. RefSeq lists its product as uncharacterized. The coding region runs from base 1 to 1701 and encodes 566 amino acids. Gene Ontology annotation, biological process: amino acid transmembrane transport. Gene Ontology annotation, cellular component: membrane. The record is from RefSeq and is a predicted model, not a curated record. NCBI's taxonomy places the organism in Eukaryota, Fungi, Ascomycota, Dothideomycetes, Mycosphaerellales, Teratosphaeriaceae. Gene Ontology annotation, molecular function: amino acid transmembrane transporter activity. The transcript is spliced from 4 exons.
AUGUCCGUUGCGAUGGAUCCCGUCACACGCGCAUUCCAGUCCACUAAGAUGUCGGAGAAGGACCUUGAAGGAAAAACUGGCCAGGAUUGUGUCCGGGAACUGGAUCUCACGAAGACGCACACCGUCACCGGUGAGAUCGAUCUCAAUGCCACACAUCAACUGGAACGUGGCCUUAAAUCACGACACAUACAGUUCCUUGCCCUGGGCGGCGCGAUCGGGACUGGUCUGUUCGUCGGAUCUGGUGGGAUUCUUUCGCUCGUUGGUCCAGCGCCCUUAUUCAUGGCAUACCUAUCCAUGAUGUUUGUGGUCUGGGUCGUCAUGAACAAUCUCGCCGAGAUGGUCACAUACCUACCUCUUAGGGGAAUAUCUAUUCCGUACUUUGUGGACAGAUUCGUCGAUCCAUCUUUGGCCUUCGCUGCUGGGUGGAACUACUGGUACGCUUACGCUAUGCUGGUUGCUGCCGAGUGCACCGCUGGUGCUAUCGUGUUGCAAUACUGGACCGAUUCUGUACCUGUUGCUGCCUGGAUCUCUAUAAUCCUGCUAGUCAUACUACUCCUCAACAUUAUCGCUGUCUCCUUCUUCGGCGAGGCCGAGUUCUGGUUCGCUUCCAUCAAGCUUAUCACUAUAACCGGCUUGGUCAUUCUUGCUGUGGUCCUAUUUUUCGGCGGCGGUCCCAACCACGACAGGAUCGGAUUUAGAUAUUGGGAGCCAAACAAUCCUGGCGCUUUCAAGCCUUACCUCGUGAACGGCAGCACUGGUCGCUUCCUAGCGUACUGGAUUGCCUUUGUUAAGGCGGGCUUCGCUUUCAUCACCUCUCCUGAGCUUAUCGCAUUGGCUGCAGGUGAGACGGUAGCUCCAAGACGCAACAUCCCGAAGGCAGCCAAACGAUACGUGUGGCGACUGGCUAUUUUCUAUGGCCUCGGAAGCCUGGCGAUUGGCGUCGUCGUACCAUACAACGACCCGCGACUCCUGAGCCCUGACUCGAACGCAUCGGCCAGCCCCUUCGUCAUUGGUAUUGCUCGCGCCGGCAUCAGAGGACUGAACCACGUCAUCAACGCCGCUAUCCUGACCUCUGCAUGGUCAGCCGGCAAUGCUUUCCUGUACUCUGGCUCGCGCGUCCUAUACUCGAUGUCCCUGACCGGACAAGCACCUAAGAUCUUCUCCAGGACCUCCAAGCGCGGUGUACCGUACGCUGCAGUCCUCUUCACCUGGCUCUUCGGGUGCCUGGCCUUCUUGAACGUAUCGAACUCCGGCGCCACUGUCUUCACCUGGUUCUCGAACAUCUCGACGAUCUCGGGCUUCAUUGCAUGGAUAGUGGUCAUGAUUACCUACCUUCGCUUCCGAAAAUCUAUGAGCAUCAACGGCAUGCUCUCGGCACUACCGUAUAGGACUCCACUCCAGCCACAUGCCACAUACGUGGUCCUUUUCAUUGUCGUGCUUCUGACAUUUACAAGUGGCUUUGCGGUCUUCUUUCCUUCAGAAUGGAGUGCCAGUAGCUUCCUAGCUUCUUAUAUUACCUUGCCUAUCUUCAUGAUUCUAUACAUAGGCCACAAGGUCUGGUCAAAGAACUGGCGCUUUGCAGUCAAGAUCGAGGAAGUGGACGUCAUGACUGGCAAGAAAGAGAUGGACGAGUUGGAGGCCACAGAUGUAGUCCCGGUCGCGAAGAAUUGGCUCGAAAAGGCGUGGUUCUGGCUAGCAUAG